Pyricularia oryzae 70-15 is the source of this 1065-nucleotide messenger RNA. RefSeq lists its product as uncharacterized. The record is from RefSeq and is a predicted model, not a curated record. The transcript is spliced from 7 exons. Bases 1 to 1065 code for a protein of 354 amino acids. Lineage: Eukaryota; Fungi; Ascomycota; Sordariomycetes; Magnaporthales; Pyriculariaceae.
AUGCUCCUCCCACGCCUCCUAGCCGCAACCACAGCCCUCGCAACGCACGCCGGCGCGCAAAACAACAUGCUCCGGUUCGCGUGCUCGCAGCUGGUGGUGGACCGGAUCGACCCGCUGGUGAACCCGGGGAUGCGGUACACGCCGCACCUGCACCAGAUCGUGGGCGGCGACUCGUUCAACGUGACCAUGGAGCCGGUGGCGCACGACCUGGCGGCGCGCUCCAGCUGCACCUCGUGCUCGUUCCGCGAGGACCUGUCCAACUACUGGACCGCCGUGCUCUUCUUCCAGCACCGCAACGGGAGCUUCCGGCGCGUGCCCCAGGUCGGCAACGGCGGUCCGCAGGGCAGGCUGGUCAACGACGGCGGGCUGGAUGUUUACUACAUGCCGAGCGGCAAGGUGACGGCUUUUAAGAAGGGGUUUAGGAUGUUGGUGGGUGACGCCGGCCAGACCGACCCCAGCCGGGUUUCCAAGGCAAACAUCUGCCACAGGUGCUGGACUGCUCCAUCCGAAAACACCUUUAUCGGCGGCGCGCCCUGCUCUGGCAGCGACACUGUCGACAUCCCACAAAACCCGAACUGCAAGAUGAUCAGACAGACUUUGGUUUUCCCGUGGUGCUGGGACGGCAAGAACCUCGACUCGCCCGAUCACAAAAGCCACGUGGCAUACGGCGCCGGCAUGGGAAUCACUGGCGGCGGAAACUGCCCAGCAUCUCACCCCGUCAAACUCCCCGUCGUCAUGUACGAGCUCAUGUGGAACGUGACCGAGUUCAGCAACCGCGCCGACUGGCCGGCCGACGGCAAGCCCUUCAGGUACAGCAUGGACCUGGGCGGGAGCGCCGCCCACGGCGACUACGUCUUUGGCUGGAAGGACGACACCCUGCAGCGCGCCAUGGACGGCCGCUGCAACCUGAACCAGCCCUGUCCGCAGGCCGGCCUGACCGUCGCCCAGCCGGCCGAGUACAAUGCCUGCAAGGUGCGGCAGCAGGCGCCCGAGCCGGUGGAUGGAUGUGAGUUGUUUUUCUUCUUGUCUUGUGCUUGUGAUGGACCUUUGCAGUGUUGUCGCUAA